This is a messenger RNA of Gastrolobium bilobum, 830 nucleotides long. Its product is annotated as endochitinase-like. Gene Ontology annotation, biological process: cell wall macromolecule catabolic process; chitin catabolic process; defense response to fungus. The transcript is spliced from 3 exons. The coding region runs from base 19 to 810 and encodes 263 amino acids. Gene Ontology annotation, molecular function: chitinase activity. NCBI's taxonomy places the organism in Eukaryota, Viridiplantae, Streptophyta, Magnoliopsida, Fabales, Fabaceae. The record is from RefSeq and is a predicted model, not a curated record.
CAUAAAACAAAACCAAACAUGAAGUUAGUCAUUAUCUUUGCCUGUACAUUAGCUUUCAUAGUGCUGGACACUUCAGCAGAUGAUGUUGGCAAUGUCUUAAGUGCUUCUCAAUUUGAGCAAUUGCUGAAACACAGAAACGAUGGGGCAUGUGAGGGCAAGGGUUUCUACUCCUACAACGCUUUCCUCACUGCAGCUAGAUCAUUCGGUGGGUUUGGCACCACUGGAGAUUUUAACACUCGUAAGAGGGAGAUUGCAGCUUUCUUGGCCCAAACCUCUCACGAGACCACAGGAGGAGCGAAUAGUUCCCCAGAUGGGCCAUAUGCUUGGGGUUAUUGCUUUGUCACGGAAAGGAAUAAGGGUAACACAUACUGUGAUCCCGGAGCAGCAUGUGCCCCAGGCAAAUCAUAUUAUGGCCGAGGAUCCAUUCAACUAACACACAACUACAACUAUGAUAAAGCUGGAAAAGCCUUAAAGGUGGACUUGAUAAACAAUCCAGACCUGGUAGCCAGAGACGCUGUGAUAUCAUUCAAGACAGCUAUAUGGUUUUGGAUGACACCACAAGGUAAUAAGCCAUCAUGUCAUGACGUCAUCACCAACCGGUGGACACCGUCUGCUGCUGACAAGGCAGCUAAUAGACUCCCAGGUUACGGUGUGAUCACAAACAUUAUCAAUGGUGGGAUUGAAUGUGGACAUGGUCCCACUGAUGCCUCAGGUAAUAGAAUUGGGUUUUAUAAGAGGUACUGUGACAUUUUUGGACUCACAUAUGGGCCCAACUUGAAUUGUAGAGACCAAAGGCCUUUUGGUGGGUAAGUUGGGCUCUAUGCUUUGUA